Molecule: messenger RNA, 1246 nt
Organism: Helianthus annuus (common sunflower)
Lineage: Eukaryota; Viridiplantae; Streptophyta; Magnoliopsida; Asterales; Asteraceae
Product: PRA1 family protein A1
Exons: 8
Coding region: 272-901 (209 amino acids)
Cellular component (GO): membrane
Source: RefSeq, a predicted model, not a curated record
UGGCGUGACAAGACGCUAUGUUAAACCACACCGUCUAGCAGCGUAAUACAACACCCCCCCCCCCCUAUUUUAUACUAUAUAUAUUUUUUAAUUUUCCCCAAUUCCAAGUUUCCAACCUCCUAAGCAAAAAGAGUACUACCUCCAAAUACCCUUUGGGCACACGGCACCGUUUGCAAUCGGCAUUUCCAUAUUCUCAUCGGUCCAUCUGUGCGUCCUCCGAUACCAGAUUUCAGUUUUCCUAUCUCAAUCUCACCGAUCGAACACCAACAAAAUGGAUUGGGGAACAGUUUCAACCGAAGAUCUGAUCGAAGCACUGAAGGAAGUUGAGUGGUCAUCUCCUCCUCGUCCUCUCAACGAAUUCUUCUCCAAAUUCACCCUCCCUCGUUCUUCCACCAAAUGGAACAGCCGCCUCAAGUGUAAUCUCUACUACUACCGGACUAAUUAUUUCCUUAUGGUCAUGUUUAUUCUUGGAUUGGGGUUUCUUAGAAGACCACUUGCCAUUGUUGCAGCUAUGUCGACCGCCUUAACCAUAGCUUUUUUGAAUGAUAGCUUUGCAGGCACAUUUAGUGAAAAAGUAACAAGAACCGUGAGGCGGUUUUCUCCACAUUUAGCUGCGAAAAUGAGACCUCCACUAAUGCCUGUUCUUCGCGGGCGCCCUUCUUCGAAAAGAGCUAUUUAUAUAUGUGGACGGCCUCGUUGGCAAUUCGUUCUGAUGUUUUCUGCUGUGAGUUUCAUCUUGUGGUUUGUUUCUUGCGGUCUCUUGACUUUGUUGUGGGCUUUGGCCAUUGGCCUUCUAGCUACUAUCAUGCAUGCAAGCUUUCGGACGCCUAACCUGAAAGCUCGGCUGAAUACGUUCCGUGAGGAAUUUCGUGCAGUUUGGCGGAAUUACAGUGAUAUAUAGUCACUCUUCCUGUGGUUAGUUAUGUAGGUACAUCCGGUGGCACUUUUGAGGCUGGACUUACUGUCGCGAAAUAAUCCUCUGCUCAAAAAAGCACACCUGCUGUGGGUAUAACUGGUUAUAAAUUGCCUGAAGCUUUUAUCUUCCAACAUUGUUUUAUAUGAAAGUUUGUUUAUAUAGUGACUUCUAAAAUUAUUUCCCCUUUGUUUUUCAAAAUUGUCGGUUCGCCUUUAGUGGAUGUUGAUAUGAUGCUUGAAGGGUACUUUUGAUGUCUUAAGUGUAAAACUUAGAGCAAAAUGACUAUUUUGAUCAGUCAAGAAUUGCAAGGGUGUUCAGGAUUGCCUUUAA